Molecule: messenger RNA, 2118 nt
Organism: Bemisia tabaci
Lineage: Eukaryota; Metazoa; Arthropoda; Insecta; Hemiptera; Aleyrodidae
Product: beta-hexosaminidase subunit beta
Biological process (GO): carbohydrate metabolic process; glycosaminoglycan metabolic process; ganglioside catabolic process
Cellular component (GO): lysosome; membrane
Molecular function (GO): beta-N-acetylhexosaminidase activity
Source: RefSeq, a predicted model, not a curated record
CUUUCGAACAGUGCAUUUCUAACCGCGCGCGGUGUUAUACAUACUGUUGUUUUCCUGAGCAUUUCCCUGUCUAGACGUCAUGUUGAUCCUGCGAGGACUCCCUGGUUAAUCGCUGUUGCAUGCAGCAUGCAAUCGAACCGCUGUGAGGUAACCGACAUUCGGCAGAUGUCUGUGUUUCCGGUGUAAAUAUUGUCAGUUUUUUAGUGUUUUUUUUUAGUUUCGCGUUUAGUUCAAGCUCGAAAGUAGUGGUUAGCAAUUUUUUCAAUCAGAUGUUCCGAAAAUUUUAAGUGUUUACAUCGUUAUUUCAAUCCUUCAAAACAUCAAGGGCAUGCCUCGGUGGAACUGUGUCUCACGAACACAAUAUGAAAACUUCUUUCGAGAGAACGGCGGUGAUAAGUGAAUGAUCGGUCCUGAACUUCGGAAAGAAAAAUGGAAUCUACCCAUUCAUCUUGCAGAAUACUGGUCGGGGUCAGUCACCAGGCGGCAAAAUUCCUGUUGAUUUUGUUGGUGUUUUUCACAUUCCUGCAAGGACGGUCAGGAUUUUCUGGUUUUGGCCCCGAAGUGAAACCAACAAAAGGAGCUCUCUGGCCGAGACCAAGCUACGAAAGGCGAUUUAAUUUCUCUUUCGCUAUCGACCCGAAAGAUUUUGAGUUUCAGAGCGUGGGCCAGACCUGCCCGAUCCUCGAGAAAGCGCUGGACCGCUACAAGCUCCUGAUAAAAAACGCCGUUCGAUAUGGGAAGGUGGACGCUGCAUACAAUAAGGACUCACCCGCGGAGGUGGACGCAACCAAGCUGCCAGCCCUCAGGGUGGACUUGAGGAGCCCUUGCGAGGAGAUUCCCUCGGACAACAUGGAUGAGUCAUAUAAUCUGACGGUGAGUCAUUUCUCAUCGGCCCUUCUAUUCAUGAAUCGCAUAUCAGCAAACUCGAUAUGGGGCAUUCUCAGAGGUCUCGAAUCCUUUUCACAAGUCCUCGUACCGGAUAAAACAGGCCGCAUGUUAAUAAUGGACGGGAUUUUCAUAGAGGACGAGCCUCGCUUUAAGCACCGUGGGCUGUUGCUAGACACAUCAAGGCAUUUUUUCUCUGUUCCGGAAAUCCUGCAAGUGCUUGACGGCAUGGCAUAUAACAAGUAUAACGUCUUUCAUUGGCACAUCGUCGACGAUCAGUCCUUCCCUUAUCAGAGCGUGGUCUACCCGCAACUCAGCCUUAAAGGAGCAUAUCAUCCAGAGCUGGCAGUUUAUUCACUUUCUGACAUUGAAAAUGUCAUUGAUUUUGCAAGAGAUCGUGGUAUUAGAGUUAUCCCCGAAUUCGACACUCCAGGUCAUACUCUAUCUUGGGGUGCAAGCGUGAAGGGACUUCUGGCCCAGUGCAACACAACUGGGGAAUACGGGCCCGUCGACCCGUCAGAACCAAACAAUUACGUUUUCCUCCAGAGAUUGCUCAUCGAAAUAGCGUCUGUUUUCAAGGAUAAAUACAUCCAUCUCGGCGGCGAUGAAGUCGAAAUUAAGUGCUGGGAGGAUAAUCCAAAGAUAGCUUCAUUCAUGAACAAAUACAACAUGAGCAGGAACUUCACUGAACUAGAGACGUAUUACUUCACGCGCCUGCUGAACAUCACAAAUCUGCUCAAUCUAAAACCUGUAGUGUGGCAGGAAGUUUUCGAUUUUGGUGUCGAUCUGGACCCCAAGACCAUCAUUCACGUGUGGAAGUCUGAACCAGAGGCCAUGAAACCGAUCGUGUCUCGGGGCUACGAGGCGCUGUUCUCCUCGUGCUGGUACCUGGACCACCUGAGCGAGACGUGGCGGAGCUACUACCACUGCGACAUCCUGGACUUCGACGCGACGUCGGAGGAGCGGACGCUGGUCAUCGGCGGGGAGGCCUGCAUGUGGGGCGAGUGGGUGGACGAGACGAACGUGUCGCCGCGGAUCUGGCCGCGAGCCUGCGCCCCGGCCGAGCGUCUCUGGAGCUACGGAAGCCGCUUCCCCCACCCGGACACAGCCGCCCGCCUCGAGGAGCACGCCUGCCGCCUCAAACGCAGGGGCAUCCCUACCGCCCCGCCCAACGGACCCGGCUACUGCCCGCUUCUGUAAAGACAUUCGAAUAAACACGUUUUUUGUACUUUU